AUGGCCUCUAGAAAUCACAGCGUGAUCACUGAGUUUACCCUGCUGGGACUGUCAUCUGAUCCCAAUAUCCAGCCUCUGCUCUUUGUCUUGUUCCUGAUGAUUUACCUCCAGACACUGCUGGGCAACCUGGUGCUGCUGCUGGUGAUCUGCUCCGAUGGCCGUCUGCACACACCCAUGUACUUCUUCCUGAGUCACCUCUCUUUCCUGGAUCUCUGUUUCUCUUCUGCCACAGUGCCCAAGAUGCUACAGAAUCUCCUGUCUCAGAGGAAAACCAUCUCCGUCAAGGGCUGCCUGGCUCAGGUCUUCUUUGUGUUUGAAACUGGGGGCACCGAAGCCUCCCUUCUGUCAGCGAUGGCCUAUGACCGCUAUGUCGCCAUCUGUCACCCUCUGCUCUAUGGCCAGAAGAUGACCAGCACUCAUUGUCAAGGGCUGGCAUGGGGCUCCUGGGGGCUGGGGAUUCUCGAUGCACUUGUUAAUAUCCUACUAGCCUUGAGAUUGGACUUCUGUAAGGAUCAGUCUAUCCCACACUACAGCUGUGAGCUGCCCUCUCUCUUCCUUCUGUCCUGCUCUGAGGUCACCAUCAACUUGACAGUUCUGCUGUGUUCUGGCCUCCUGCACGGGUUUGUGACCUGUGUUCUCAUAGUGUUUUCCUACACUCUCAUCAUCUCUGCCAUCCUGGGUAUCAGCUCCUCUUCGGGCAGAAGCAAGGCCUUCUCCACCUGCUCCUCCCACCUCACUGCGGUACUCCUCUUUUACGGCUCAGCUUUCCUUCGCUACUUCCUGCCAGCCUCUGGGUCCCCACUGGAGAUGAUCACCUCUGUACAGUACAGUGUGAUCACUCCCCUAGUGAAUCCCCUCAUCUACAGCUUGAAGAACGAUGAGGUGAAAGCAGCCGUCAGAAGGACCUUCAGAAAGUAUCUCUGA
Molecule: messenger RNA, 924 nt
Organism: Erinaceus europaeus (western European hedgehog)
Lineage: Eukaryota; Metazoa; Chordata; Mammalia; Eulipotyphla; Erinaceidae
Product: olfactory receptor 8S1-like
Exons: 1
Coding region: 1-924 (307 amino acids)
Biological process (GO): G protein-coupled receptor signaling pathway
Cellular component (GO): membrane
Molecular function (GO): G protein-coupled receptor activity; olfactory receptor activity
Source: RefSeq, a predicted model, not a curated record